AUGUCAUCCACAGAAGCCGACACGAAUCAACAGCGCAAGAAGAACACAUCCAAAGCACAAAGCAGAAAACCAUCCAAAUCCACGGAAAGAGGAGCAACCAACGAAGAAACUGAAAACACAAACGAGACCGUGACAAGCAAGCUGCUCGACCCCAAGUCCACUAACACCGAGUCUAGCCAAGGGACGACGAUCAACAAAGAUUCAUCUGCAGCCAACGAAAGUGAAAACGAUCUUACCAAAGAGGCCGAAUUAACCAACACAACAGAAAGCCUCAAGAAUACUAGCCUGGCUUUGCCUAACAGUGAGGUCACCCCAUCUUCCACCGAAUCCACAAUCAUCACAAAGAAACAUCUUCCAAAAAACUACAUUAUCCCAAAGAUAACUGUAAAGAAGACAAUCAACUUAGGAUCAGACGACUCAGAGGAAGACGAAGACAAAAUGGCGUCAAGUUUCGAAUGCACCGACUUGAUAGCGAACAAACCAAGUCUAGGACCAGAUUGGUACCAAUCAGUAAAGAAAGCCCUCCUGAAUGGAGACAGUAAGGCUGUGUUAGACUUGGUGAAAGAAGACGACGACAUCUUACAAGAGAAGCCUAACCUCAAACCUUCGGGAUCAUUCGUGAAAAAGUUAGACGAUCAACACUGCUGGUUAACCGCCUUCAGAUAUGAUAUGGCGGUCAGACAGAUUGUCGUAGGCCACCAUGUGGACGGAUGCCCUCAAGAUCCUUCCUUGCCACGACCCGAACAAGUCGAAAUCGCGAAGAAUCAGACCGAAACCUUGAGAGACGGCUUCGAAAUGAGACAUGGCAUUCCUUACGCGAAAGGCCAAAAAUGGGAGAAGAAAAGUCCCAUCACCGGGAAGUGGUACGUAGGCGAACAGAGCCACGACAACCCCAACGCCGAUGAAGAUGUAGAAGAGGAUAACAAUUCAAAAGGCAAGAAGAGGGCCAACAAAUGGCGUAACAAAGAAAAUCACCACGAUUACAACGCUAGAGAGGACAUUCGCGAGAAUCAUGACCAUUUCAAAAGAAACAGAGGCAACAGAGGCAAUUCCUAUUGGGGGAGAAGAUCGAGAUCACCCUAUCAGAAAGAAGACCAAGAUUUCUCUAGCAACGAUAAAGGAAAAGGCCAAGGCCAUGUGACAGCAGGCAACAGAGAUAAGGAGUGA
This is a messenger RNA of Melampsora larici-populina 98AG31, 1167 nucleotides long. RefSeq lists its product as uncharacterized. The transcript is spliced from 3 exons. NCBI's taxonomy places the organism in Eukaryota, Fungi, Basidiomycota, Pucciniomycetes, Pucciniales, Melampsoraceae. The coding region runs from base 1 to 1167 and encodes 388 amino acids. The record is from RefSeq and is a predicted model, not a curated record.